This is a messenger RNA of Seminavis robusta, 657 nucleotides long. The record is from the annotation of a GenBank genome assembly. NCBI's taxonomy places the organism in Eukaryota, Bacillariophyta, Bacillariophyceae, Naviculales, Naviculaceae.
AUGCACGGCAUUCAGUUCGCUAAAAUUCUAGACCCAUCCGUGACGUCCCUGUCGGUAAACAUCGAACCGUCACUACUGGCACAGGCGCAAGGGAGACAACAAUCGGCUUGCUUUUGUUCGGCAAGGAAUGUCAAUGCUUCAGGAGCACCCAGUACGACAUUGUUCCAGUCGACGUUCUCGGACGAACUCGACGAUCUAGACGACGUUGAUAUUGUCGAAAGUAUCGAGUCAAUAGGACAGUUCAUUGAAGUCAAGGAAUUCGCUUGUUCAGCAACAGCAGACAGCUUGCAAUCGACCAUCUUUUUGCAAGUAACCGGUGACCUGGAUGACUUGGAUGACGAAGCCAGGCAAGAGCUAGCGGAAGCCUUCCAAACGUCCUACAAUGAGUUUCUCUUUGACGCCUGCGACCCAUACUUUCGCCGAGCCACCAGCGUGAUUGUAGACGAAGGAAACUACACGACCUGGCUAGGAAGGCAGCCCUUUUCAGCACGGUUUGACACGGAGCGGUUAAUGAGGGUGACUGUACAAUUUGAGUGUCGUGGUGAUGAUUGUACCAGAAAUGACUCUGGCUUGUUUAGCCUUGGAGAGGAAACAUCAACUCCUACACCUUUCCUGGUUUCUGGGAGCAGUUUUAACCAAAACAUCCAGUCCUUUCCA